UAUUUAAUUUCUAUUUUUGUAUUUGAUUUUAUUUUAAAACAAUGGUUAAUACAAAUACAUUUUUUUUAUUAGUACUUAUAGCUUUUAUUUCCACUUUAAGAUAUGCUGCAAGUAUAUCAUGUUACCAAUGCAAUAGUACUGAUAUCAAUGAUCAAUUUCGUUGUACUGAGUCUAUGGAUACGUAUGGCCUAGACCCUCAACCUUGUACAAGUGUUUACAAUGCUGCUUAUUGUGUGAAACUGAUAGGUCGCUAUGAAGGAGGACUAGGAGUUACGCGUUAUUGCUCAUCACAUGAUUUGGGAAAUUACUGCAAUUAUGUGCAACGACCAGGUGAUAUAUUAGAAUAUCGAACAUGUGUUUAUACUUGUGAUUCUGAUGGUUGUAAUGGUUCAAGUCAAGUAAAGUUAUUUGGAUAUUUAAUUGGUAUAUCAUUUUUGCCAUGGUUUAUAAAUAUAUUAUUUUAAUUAUUAACGUUACCAAAAUAAUCUGAUAUAAUUUAUUAGUAGGUUACUUAUA
Melanaphis sacchari is the source of this 516-nucleotide messenger RNA. RefSeq lists its product as uncharacterized. NCBI's taxonomy places the organism in Eukaryota, Metazoa, Arthropoda, Insecta, Hemiptera, Aphididae. The record is from RefSeq and is a predicted model, not a curated record. Gene Ontology annotation, biological process: regulation of synaptic transmission, cholinergic; sleep; positive regulation of voltage-gated potassium channel activity. The transcript has 3 exons. Bases 42 to 464 code for a protein of 140 amino acids.